CUCCAUUGUUCAUAACGUGGUUUCUUUUCAUUCCAAGUGGUCCUAUCCACAAACGAGAGGCUUGGACGACCUAUAAAAGCCAACGUCUCAGGGUGACCGCACUCACUGUAUUACCAACCACUUGGCGGUGAAUUCGCAUCGACGUUUUGGAAACUGUACCACUUGAAAAUAGAUCAACAAAACAUGACAAAACCCAGUGAGCACAUAAAACGGCCCAUGAAUGCAUACAUGGUUUGGUCGCGCAAAGAGAGAAGGCGCAUCGCAGAGGAAUGCCCUCGAAUGUUGAAUUCUGAAAUCAGUAAGCGGCUUGGACUUGAAUGGAACGCACUCUCGCCCGAAGCAAAAGAUCCGUACGUGAUCGAGGCGAAACGACUCAGGGAACAACACAAGAAAGACCAUCCGGAGUAUAAAUAUCAACCUAAAAGGAAACCCAAGGCAACAACCAAGUUGAAAACGCAAAGCAUGAAUCCUUAUGGCUAUCACGACAUGAGUGGGAUGGGAUAUCCGCCUCCUUCGUCGCUUUGUAGCCCAUUACCGCCGGGCCAUUUGGUGCCUUCAGGUCCUAUUUUUAGCAAUUGCUCAGGAAACUGUACAUUAGCGGAGCCUCCUCCGCCGUACCAUUUCGCUCCUCAUUACCCGGUUGUGCAGCCUAUGACCGAAAUAAAAGGAGCUUGCUCGACCCAUCUACCGCUCGUCGGCAGAGAAAUCUCUUGCGGACCUCCCAUAGCUUACUCAAGCCAUCACCCCUCCAUGUCACAUUCUAUGCAAGUUGGACAUGUGGUUCACCAUCGAAGCGUUUUGCCGGAAUCGUCAUCCUUAGUUCACGCCCCUACUGCCAUUGACAGCAGAACGGGCAUCCCCAGAUCGUCAAUGGAUUUUGUUAUGAUGAGGCCAGAUGUUGGUUAUUAGUAAGAAUUGCUCUGUUUUUGUUCUUUAGAUAUAUCGACAUCGUUUCGUAAUCACAGAAUUUCACCGUGCCGAGAUGGUCACUUCUAUACAUUAGUGUUGAUAAAAUAGGAAUCACUUAAAGUACUUUAAUAUUCGUUAAAAAAGAGACUUAGCCCUUUGUAACUUUUUUUACUUUUCAUUUAUUGGGACAAAUUAAGUUUAUGAAGCAGAGGUGAGUCUGUGUAGUAAGUUGUAUUUAUAUACCGGGUCUAAAGGAAUUAUCAUCGCUUUAAUGGACAUAUUGAAAGAUGAAUUUAACAAAGAUUAACCAAGUUGUAUAGUUUAGUAGCUUAUUCA
Messenger RNA from Stylophora pistillata, 1245 nucleotides. Its product is annotated as transcription factor Sox-14. Gene Ontology annotation, cellular component: nucleus. The record is from RefSeq and is a predicted model, not a curated record. Gene Ontology annotation, biological process: cell differentiation; positive regulation of transcription by RNA polymerase II. Lineage: Eukaryota; Metazoa; Cnidaria; Anthozoa; Scleractinia; Pocilloporidae. Gene Ontology annotation, molecular function: RNA polymerase II cis-regulatory region sequence-specific DNA binding; DNA-binding transcription activator activity, RNA polymerase II-specific.